Molecule: messenger RNA, 792 nt
Organism: Ambispora gerdemannii
Lineage: Eukaryota; Fungi; Glomeromycota; Glomeromycetes; Archaeosporales; Ambisporaceae
Source: the annotation of a GenBank genome assembly
AUGGCAAUAGAAGCUUCUGGACGAUUCUCUAAAGUUCAGUACUUCUGCCCGAAAAUCAUCAUGAUUGAUGUCAUCAAACGUUUUUUACAAUUUGCGGGUGAAAAAGAAAAAAUAUAUUUCCAAAAUCAUCACGAUAAAUCGAGCAUCAACCAAUUUAACAUUAGUUCGAUGAAUAAUCAGAUCAUAAAAGAGCAGCAGCAGCCUACAUUAGAAGUUGACGAUAAACAACCGCAAAGUGUAUUUUCAGAGAAGCAAAUAGGUGAAGCUCUAAGCAUGCAUAAGAUAAUGGGAAAAAAUAAGAAAAAAGAGUAUCGAAUUAUUAAAACCGAAUCUCCAGGAAAAUGUAAAAAAUUCAGUGACAAUUACGGGAAUACCAGACGAUUAUACUCAGAUGACCUUGGAAGAGUUGAAGGUUGGCGGAAAUAUCAUGAUAAAACAGCUUCAGACUCUAUGGGAGAAAUUAAUACAGGAAACUUGGAUACAUCUAACUCUGUUAGUCGUCGAUCUAAUAUCUUAUCUGAACGACAGAAAAAACAGUCAGCUGAUCCCAUUAUUAAAUCUGUUGUCGCAUAUCACGAUGAGAAGAACGACGAGGCUCUUUCUGAAUUCAGUAGUGAAGGUGAUGACUUGCCGCUUCUAGAUCUUAUUGAUUCUUUCGACAUCAUGAGCGGUGAAUAUCCAUUAGAAGAGGACAUAGCCAAACAAAUCAACGAUUGUUCGAACAAACGAUUAUGGUUGAGCAUACUAGAAUAUCAAGAUAUUAACUUCGACCAAACUUUGAGAUCUCAAUAA